Molecule: messenger RNA, 4232 nt
Organism: Urocitellus parryii (Arctic ground squirrel)
Lineage: Eukaryota; Metazoa; Chordata; Mammalia; Rodentia; Sciuridae
Source: RefSeq, a predicted model, not a curated record
CCCAGGCCGCCGAGGGACGGCGGGGCCGGCGCCAUGGCCGAGCGGGGCCGCCUCGGCCUCCCCGGCGCGCCCGGAGCGCUCAACACGCCGGUGCCCAUGAACCUGUUCGCCACCUGGGAGGUGGACGGCUCCAGCCCCAGCUGCGUGCCCAGGUUGUGCAGCCUGACUCUGAAGAAGCUGGCGGUCCUCAGGGAGCUGGAGAAGGAGCUCACAUCAGUGGUGAUUGCAGUCAAGAUGCAGGGCUCCAAACGGGUCCUCCGAUCUCAUGAGAUUGUGCUGCCCCCCAGUGGACAGGUGGAAACUGACCUGGCCUUGACCUUCUCUCUGCAGUACCCGCAUUUCCUGAAGAGAGAAGGCAAMAAGCUUCAGAUCAUGCUGCAGCGCAGAAAGAGCUACAAAAAUCGCACGAUCCUGGGCUACAAAACGCUGGCUGCGGGCUCCAUCAACAUGGCCGAGGUGAUGCAGCACCCCUCUGAGGGCGGCCAGGUGCUGAGCCUCUGUAGCAACAUCAAGGAGGCCUCCGUCAAGGUGGCUGAGAUCUGGAUCAUCUCCCUGUCCAGCCAGCCCAUCGACCACGAGGACAGCGCCAUGCAGGCUGGGCCCAAGGCCAAGUCCGCAGACAACGACUCUGAGGACGAGUACGAGAGCUUCUCCUCGGAGCAGGAGGCCAGCGACGACGCUGUGCAGGGGCAGGACCUGGAUGAGGAUGACUUUGAGGUGGGGAAGCCCAAGAAGCARCGGCGCUCGAUAGUAAGAACGACGUCCAUGACCAGGCAACAAAACUUCAAGCAGAAGGUGGUGGCGCUGCUGMGGAGGUUCAAAGUGUCCGAGGAGGUCCUGGACUCAGAGCAGGACCCUGCGGAACAUGUCCCUGAGGUGGAGGAGGACCUGGACCUUCUGUAUGACACACUGGACAUGGAGAACCCCAGUGACAGUGGCCCUGACAUGGAGGAGGAUGAUAGCGUCCUCAGUACUCCUAAGCCCAAGCUCAGGCCAUACUUCGAAGGCCUGUCACACUCCAGUUCACAGACGGAGAUUGGGAGCAUCCACAGUGCCCGCAGCCAGAAGGAGCCUCCAAGCCCGGCUGAUGUGCCAGAGAAGACACGGUCCCUAGGAGGCAAGCAGCCAAGUGACAGUGUCUCUGACACGGUGGCCCUUCAAAGUGCGCCAGCCUCUCGGGAGCCAUCGGAGCAACCUGAGGACAGCCCUGAGGCCGAGACCUCCACCCUGGACGUGUUCACUGAGAAGCUGCCACCCAGCGGGAGGAUCACCAAGACAGAGUCACUAGUCAUCCCCUCUACCAGGUCUGAGGCGAAGCCAGCUGGUCGCCGGGGCCGGAGCACAUCCCUGAAGGAGAGACAGCCAUCACGGCCACAGAACGAGCGGGCCAAUAGUUCCCACCCUGUGGCCAGGUACCUGGGCUCCGUGGACUACCGCUACCACAACUUCUUCCAGGACCUGGCUUGSAGAGACCUGUUCAAUAAGCUGGAGGCCCAGAGCACAGUGCAGGACACACCAGACAUCGUAUCCCGCAUCACCCAGUACAUCGCAGGGGCCAACUGCGCCCACCAGCUCCCUAUUGCGGAGGCCAUGCUGACCUACAAGCAGAAGAGGAAAAGGCACUUUCACUUUGACUUCACCCUGAGCCCUGACGAAGAGUCCUCCCAGAGGUUCAUUCCCUUUGUUGGGGUUGUGAAGGUUGGGAUUGUGGAACCAUCCUCCGCCACAUCAGGCGACUCUGAUGACGCAGCACCCUCGGGCUCCAGUGUGCUCUCCUCCACCCCACCCUCCACCUCCACGUCUCCUGCGGCCAAGGAGGCCUCGCCCACACCACCGUCCUCCCCAUCAGUGAGCGGAGGCCUGUCCUCCCCCAGCCAGGGCGCUGGCGCCGAGCUCAUGGGGCUACAGGUGGACUACUGGACGGCGGCACAGCCCACGGACAGGAAGAAGGACACCGAGAAGAAGGACCUGCCCACCACCAAAAACACGCUCAAGUGCACUUUCCGGUCCCUCCAGGUCAGCAGGCUGCCCAGCAGUGGUGAGGCUGCAGCCACGCCCACCAUGUCCAUGACUGUGGUCACCAAGGAGAAGAACAAGAAGGUGAUGUUUUUGCCCAAGAAAACAAAGGACAAGGAUGUGGAGUCCAAAAGCCAGUGCAUCGAGGGCAUCAGCCGCCUGAUCUGCACAGCCAAGCACCAGCAGAACAUGCUGCGGGUCCUCAUCGAUGGCGUGGAGUGCAGCGAUGUCAAGUUCUUCCAGCUGGCUGCUCAGUGGUCGUCCCAUGUGAAGCACUUCCCCAUCUGCAUCUUUGGACACUCCAAGGCCACCUUCUAGCCCUGCCCACCGUGGGGGUGGUGUGGGACACUGGAGGCGCCUAUUUACUGCCCCGUGGUGGCCACUGCUGGAGGGGCAGCUACAUUUCUGUUAACAUUGCAGUUUACUACACAGACAGACUGUCAAAAACACAAACCAUCUUAAGUACAGAUGUACUCACAGCCUGAAAACUAAGGGGCAGCUUCUUGCUGGGCGCCAAGUAACUGCCGUGCUUAUUAACCAGAAUGUCCGGCUGGAGCAGGGAGGCUGGAAGGUGGAGGUCAGUGUCCAGGGCCUCAGGAACCACCCAGAGCCCGUGAAGCAAGAAAGGUUCUUGCCUUCAUGUCCUCCUUCCUGGAAGACAGGAUCUGCUUCCUCAGGGAGCCCAGGGCAGGCACAGGCCUCGGAGCUUGGUGGCCAGGGGCCAAGGGUCACAGGCAUGCUCAGACUCCAGGUGUGGGGGGUGCCACCCCCAGCACCAUCCACGCACAGCUCCCAAUAAACUCCAGCCUUGUGGGGGAGAUUUUAUAGUAGCAGAUCUUUCUAAUGCUCUCAAAUACAUGUGACGACGUAGCUGCCAAACAGAUGUUCCUCUCAUGAAGUCCCCUUGGGGCUCCACAGAACCACAGUCCUGCCCACCCACCUCACCCCUUCCAGUCCCUCAGCUAUUCCUGAGAUACUGCUAGGCUUCUGUGUUGUGCUGUCCCAGACUGAGCCUUGGUCCCUGCAAAUGUCCUAGUGUCCAGCCUGGGAAAUGGUGAGCUGUGGCAGGGGUUGGUCUGAGGCUGAAGCCAAGUGCCCAGACACUAGCCUGCUGUGCCACACCCUCCAUCCCUGCCCUGCCUGCUGGCCUAGAGCAUCCAGAACUGGCCGUGUGGGUAUCUGGGCUGAGAUUGAGGAUCAUGGUGAACUGGGGAACAGGCAACCAGGUGUGUGUGGUACCUGCAGCAAUGGCGUGGCCAGUGCAGGCUCUGACAAGCAGGCUGAUCGCAGAAGGUGACUGCAGGAGCCAGGCACCCCCUUCAGCGCUGUGCGCCCUCCAGGCCAUGCUCCUUGGAGCAGCAUGUUGCGUUUGGGUCUCAUCCUGGGUGGCAGCCCUGCCCUCUGCCUUCCCUUGCAGCAGGACAGGAGUGUGCUGAACGGCAAUAGGGUCACCCACCUAACUACCUGCUCCACAGACCAGCAGGAAGGGGUGCUGCCUCAGACACGCUUCUCCCGACAUGCCCGAACCCUGCAGGCUGCACAGGAAGAGCCCACCCAUUCCUAUCCCCUUGGAAGCUGUAGCCUUCCCAGGGACACUGGUGACCCUAAGAACAAGAGCUGCACAAGGCUCUGCUCAGAAAACAGUGCCAAAUGCAGGACCACCUUCCUUGGGGUGAGAAUGGCCUAUUUUUCUUACCUGUGAUCUACUUGUUUACCUGCCCCUCUYUAGGGGGCUAGUGAUAGGACAUGGAUAUGUGGCUUAGAGGAGCCCUGUGAGCAGAGUGCCCUGCAGGGGACGGCCCCAGAGAACACCCUGCUGAAGUACACAGGGCUCUCAGUUCGAAUGGCCAUCCAAUUUCUUCCGAAAGGUCACUCUUGGUGGAAAAGAGAUGACUGAACUUUCUAUCCUCGAGGCCACAGAGACUGUGCAGAUUACCUGGCUGUGGGCAGCCCUUUCCUGGGGAAAACUUCCCUGGGUACUCUUCCCCAGGUGGCUCUGAGGCUCCACCCUGCAGGAUAGAGCCUCUUCAGCAGCUGGCCCUGGGUCCAGCACCCAUCUGGGCUGCUCCUGAGCACCAUGUGACCACCACCACAUAGGCCCUGUGCCAGGAAGGAACAAAUGGAGACCUGGACUACAUGCACUACUUGCCUCAGUUUCCCUGUUGGUUAAAGAGGAAGGUCACAUUUCCCCUGCCUACCUCAUGGAGCUGUUAUGA